ACUUUUGUCUCAUCAGUCCACAAGGUUUAUUCCCAUAAAAUGGCAGAACUUCCAGAAGCAAAAAAGGAAGAUGCAGCAAUGCCACUGGAGACCACAGCAGAUUCCACACAUGCAGUAAAUGAUGUCAAGCCACUUGAGGAGCAGAAUGAGAGACCCCAAAAUAUUGGAGAAAGUGAGGUAGUCAAAGAGCAGGUAAAAGAGGCAGCAUAUGAAGAAUCUGUCCCUCAUGAAGAAGGAGAAGCUUCUUCCACCUUCCAGGCCACACCAGCAAAGAAAGUGAAGGUGGAGGCAGAAAAGAAGAAAGAGAAACGGCAUAAGGUGGAUGAAGAUGAAAUACAGAAGAUGCAAAUUUUAGUCUCAUCAUUUUCCGAAGAGCAGCUGAAUCGAUAUGAAAUGUACCGACGGUCAGCCUUCCCUAAGGCAGCCAUUAAAAGGCUCAUUCAGUCCAUCACAGGCUCAUCUGUGUCACAGAAUGUAGUUAUUGCAAUGUCUGGUAUUUCAAAGGUCUUUGUGGGAGAAGUGGUUGAGGAAGCUCUAGAUGUCUGUGAGAAGUGGGGAGAGACUCCUCCUCUGCAGCCAAAGCAUUUGAGAGAAGCAGUGCGGAGACUGAAAAACCGUAGCCAAAUUCCCAACACCAAGUACAAGCAGGUCCUCCUGCUUUGAGGCUUCACAAACCAGGGUUUGCCAACAUUUUAGUACAUGUCACACUCGGAGCCAUUUCAUCCAAGCACUUCUACGUGCAAAGAAAUGUCCUUAGGCUUCUGAGAAGGAGGGUUGACUUUACCUGAUCCUGCUACCACUGGUAGAUUAGUGGCUUUUUGUGUCCAUUAGCUGUACACUGUCAAGCAUCAGGUAAAAAGGCUAAAAGAGGCAGCAGCAAAGGGGUUUGAAUUAUUUUAUGACACUGUUUUAUGAGAUAAAAUCUUUUUUUUUUUUUUUUACCUCAUAAAUGGACUAUACAGAAAAGCUGGCGAUACCUGAAUUACAAAAUGCUACGUAGUAGUGGACGUUUGCACAGCUGCUGAAAGAAAAUGCCAUGCAAUUUCAGGAUGUUUUAUGAUGAUUUGUUUUAUGAGGUAAAAUGUAAAAAGGGUUGUGUUUUUGUUUUGUUUUUCCUCUUCUAAAUGGACUGUACAAAAAGAACCUGAAUUUGGUGGCUCCCAUUAUAAUAUGCUAAGAAGAAAUGGAGAGUUGUGGAUACUGAAAGGAAGCACUCUGCAAUUUUGAGUUGGGGCAGAAUUGCAAAGGUGAUCUUAAUGUGCAAUAAUAUAAACAUUUUUGCAACAGAUUAUAUUCACUGGGGAUUGUCCAUAGAAGCGAGGUGUCGUGUUCUGUUGGCAGGUGUCCUCUCUGCGUACCCUUCAUAGACUCGCUUGAAUUCUGUCUAAAUUAAUCCCUGUUCAUCAAGUAAUACAGCAGGGAUCUUUGAAACUGCCAUUCAUAUGUUCAGUACAGGGCAAGUCCUACGCAGUAAUACGGACAGAGUUUUGAUUAAGACAUAAAAUUACAUUUUGGUGCAUUUGUUUCAGAUAUGAUCAGCACUAUGGUUAAAACCAGGUGUGCAAGAGCGAUUCAGUAAUUUUUUCUCGUAUUGGAAAUUUAAAUAAAAAAAUUGAUGAACACUCUUGUCUCCAAGUUCUUGCACCUCUUCUCUCAUAUGCCAAGCUCUGUUUGGAGUCUCACUGGCCAGACAGUCAAAUGUUUCAGUCACAUAGUGCCAGGCAGCUUUAAAGCGUACAACACCUACCUACCCCACUAAAACUUUCCCAAAUCUGCUGCGGUUAACUGUCAGAAGUGGUCACAUCUGUAGUAUUCUGGCAGUUGGAGGGGCCUCUGAGAAAGCGUUACAAUUCCUAGGCAACAUUAUAAGUAGGGUGAAGAUCGACAUACUCGUAUAAAAACUCUGCUUAAUCAAAUGGUCAUUUCAAGCAUCCCCACAAUCUAAAAUACAUCAAGACGUUUUAGUCCUGUCAUGCUUUAAUGGGUUGAAUUUGGUGAUUUAUUGUUUUUGUAUGUAAAGUUAUUGCCUACGUCAGCAUCUUUUUGGUAAAAUAAAUAACUAUAGAAAAAAUAUAUACUGUACAGCUGAAUGUACCAAAUAUACGGAUGAGCAAACUGUUUCAUUAUGUAAUUUUACUCUUGUGCAUAUUAGACUUUUUACAUCUGUAUGUUUAUGUUCUUUUUGUGAUGAGAAUACUGUAGGUCAUUUCAAAUAUUCAUGUCUUUUCCAACAGCAUAAAUGACUUUUAAAGGCCUAACAA
Molecule: messenger RNA, 2261 nt
Organism: Erpetoichthys calabaricus (reedfish)
Lineage: Eukaryota; Metazoa; Chordata; Cladistia; Polypteriformes; Polypteridae
Gene: taf11
Product: TAF11 RNA polymerase II, TATA box binding protein (TBP)-associated factor
Exons: 6
Coding region: 40-663 (207 amino acids)
Biological process (GO): transcription initiation at RNA polymerase II promoter; RNA polymerase II preinitiation complex assembly
Cellular component (GO): transcription factor TFIID complex; nucleus
Molecular function (GO): transcription coactivator activity; protein heterodimerization activity
Source: RefSeq, a predicted model, not a curated record